CCAAACUUCCGCUCGAUGAACCGUCAGUCAUUUCCGUCCCCCUCGCUCUCGGGUUCAAACACUUUGGUUCCUGUUCCCACUGCUAAUUUAGUGCACGGGUUCUCCUUCCGGACACGUUAUUGUUGCAUCAGCAUCCAACCAUCCAGCACUGUGGACAUGUCGACCUCAGGAGCCUUUGAUUAUGGCUUCUUGCUACACAUAAAUGAGGAGGCCGCGCUGGCAGUGGCCCUGAAUGACUACCUAACCUCACGCAGCUACCUGGCUGGGUUCAGCCCCUCCCAGGCCGACCAGAAAGCCUUUAAGCUCCUCCGCAGGCCCCCAGAUCCGCAGCAUGUUCACGCUCUGCGCUGGUACAGGCACAUAGCAGCUCUGCAGCAGGACCGCAGCCCUGAGAGCAGCAUGAAAGGAAAGCGGGUUCAGCCCCCCUGGUCUCCACCAGCAGGAACAGAUGUUCCCCAGCUGCGACUCUACAACAGCCUGACGAGAGCAAAGGAGCUGUUCGUUCCUCAGGAUGGGAACAAAGUAACGUGGUACUGCUGCGGACCUACAGUGUACGAUGCCUCACACAUGGGCCAUGCCAGGUCCUACAUAUCUUUUGAUAUUCUGCGAAGGAUAUUGAGGGACUACUUCAAGUAUGACGUCCUGUACUGCAUGAACAUCACAGACAUCGAUGACAAAAUCAUUAAAAGGGCUCGACAGAACUACCUGCUGGAUCAGUACAAGGAGAAGCAGCCGCAAGCUGCUCAAAUACUGCAGGAUGUCCUGAGUGCCAGAGGGCCCUUUCAGGCCCACUUGGCUUCCACGACAGACCCAGAUAAGAAGCAGAUGCUGGAGAGACUGGAUGCUAGUGUUACAGCCGCUCUGCAGCCCCUGCAGGCGGCGAUGGAGGGCAAAGCAGCAGAUGGGGUCGUUCAACCUCUGGCCCAGGCGCUGUUGGAGAAUUCCAAGGACUUGCUUGCUGAUUGGUUGGACAAGCAGUUUGGAAGUCAGGUGACCGAGAAUUCGAUCUUCUCCAUUCUGCCGAAGUACUGGGAGGGCGAGUAUCAUAAAGACAUGGACGCCCUGAAUGUUCUUCCUCCAGACGUCCUCACUCGAGUCAGUGAAUACGUGCCCGAGAUUGUGGAGUUUGUGAAGAAGAUCGUGUCAAACGGUUACGGAUAUGAAUCAAACGGUUCUGUGUACUUUGACACCUCGAAGUUUGAUGCCAGUCCGCAGCACUCGUAUGCCAAGCUGGUGCCAGAGGCGGUCGGGGACCAGAAAGCCUUACAAGAGGGAGAAGGUGACCUGAGCAUCUCUGCUGAGAGAUUAAGUGAGAAAAGGUCCCCCAAUGACUUUGCCUUGUGGAAAGCCUCCAAGCCCGGAGAGCCUUCCUGGGACUCUCCAUGGGGGAAGGGAAGGCCCGGCUGGCAUAUUGAAUGUUCGGCCAUGGCUGGCUCUAUCCUGGGAGAGUCCAUGGACAUCCACGGUGGGGGGUUUGAUCUUCGAUUCCCUCAUCAUGACAACGAGUUGGCUCAGUCUGAGGCCUUCUUCGAGAAUGAUUACUGGGUCAGGUACUUCCUGCACACCGGACACCUGACGAUCGCAGGCUGCAAGAUGUCAAAAUCUCUGAAGAAUUUCAUCACUAUUAAGGACGCCUUGGAAAAGAACACAGCCCGCCAGCUCCGUCUGGCCUUCUUGAUGCAUUCCUGGAAAGACACCCUGGACUACUCUUCCAACACCAUGGAGUCAGCUGUCCAGUAUGAGAAGUUCAUGAAUGAAUUCUUCCUGAAUGUGAAAGACAUACUGCGCUCUCCUACUGACAUCACCGGCCGGUUUGAGAAGUGGGAGGCUGAAGAGGUGGAGCUCAACAACAGUUUCUAUGACAGGAAGUCUGCCAUCCAUGUGGCUCUGUGUGACAACGUGGACACUCGCACCGCCAUGGAGGAGAUGCGAAUGCUGGUCACCCAGAGCAACAGCUACAUCGCUAGCAGGAAGAACGCCAAGCUGAGGCCCAACCGCAUGCUGGUGGAAAGCAUCGCUGCGUAUCUCACCAACAUGCUGAAGAUAUUUGGUGCCAUUGAAGAUUCGGCGUGCAUUGGUUUCCCGAUAGGAGGACAGAGUCAGAACAAUGAUCUGGAGAGCACAGUGAUGCCGUACCUCAUGGUGCUGUCCGAGUUCAGGGAGGGUGUCCGAAAAAUUGCCCGAGAGGAGAAGGUGACAGAGUUGCUGCGACUGUGUGAUCUUGUCCGUGAUGAGACGUUGCCGGAGCUGGGAGUCCGACUGGAAGAUCAUGAAGGCUUGCCUACUGUGAUGAAGCUGGUGGACAAGGACACAUUACUGAAGGAGCGAGAAGAGAAGAAGAAGGCGGAAGAAGAGAAGAUAAAGAAGAAGGAAGAAGCUGCCAGGAAGAAACAAGAACAAGAGAUGGCUAAACUCGCAAAGAUGAAGCUCCCACCAAGUGAAAUGUUUCGCUCAGAAACCGACAAGUAUUCCAGAUUUGAUGAAACAGGUUUCCCCACUCAUGACGCUGAAGGGAAGGAGCUCAGCAAAGGACAAGCCAAGAAGCUGCGCAAGCUCUACGAGGCUCAGGAGAAAUUACACAACGAGUAUCUACAGAUGAACCAAAAUGGCAACUGAUUCUGUUUACAGACUGCCCAAGCCAUCCACUCCACACAAUGCCUCCAGAAUAAAUGUCAAGGCCAGAGAUGCUGGCUCAUAGUUUGUCUCCUGAUUCUCAGUUUCAGAUCAGAAAUCAACACACACAAAAAAAACUCAGAGUGAUUAUUAUUUUUCUCAGUGAAUUUCAGAAUGAAGGUUAAAAUUGACGCCUCUAAACCAAAUUUCAUGCAUUAUUUUUCAAAAUGGGGAGGCGGGGGGGGUCCUCUCAUAUGGAUUCUCAGACUCUCUGAACUCUACUGGAGGGAUGAACCCCAUCUUUGCAAAAGGUGUUCCCUCAUUUGUUGUUUUGGGUCGAGAUGUGACUGAAGGCCACAACAUGUGGUCCACUUCAUUGUCAUACGCAUGUACGGAAACAUCUGCAUUUGCUCUUUUUCUCCACUCAUUCCUUCAGGUUUUUCCUUUAAUUUGUCAUCUGUCUGUAACUAAAUUAAAUUGGCUGAAGUUACUGGGGCCACAACUAACGAUUGUUUCUAUUAUAGAUUAAUCUGCCAGCUGUUUUCUCGGUUAAUGAAUUAAUCGUCUGUCUAUAAAAUUGAAGAAAAGAGUGAAAAAUGCUCAUUAGAAUUUCUAACAGCCCAAAGAGAUAUAUUCAGAUUGCUCGUUUUAUUCGACCAACAGUCUAAAACCCAAAGAUAUUCAGUUUAAUAUACUCUAAUGAGUAGCUGGAACCAGCAAAUAAUUGGCACUUAGGCUUGAAAAACAACUAAAAUGAUUAAUUGAUUGUCAGAAUAGCAACAAAUUUUUUUUGUCAAUUGAGUAAUCGACUAAUUGAUGCAGCUCUAGAAGGCACCUUUUAAAAACAAAUCACUUUUGGAUAAAUACUGUUUUACUGCUGUAGCUUCACCCACUGUGGACUCUGUGGACUUUUUUUUUUUUUUUUUUAGAAAUAUGUCAUUUUAUACAACCAUUAAAUCAGCUACUGAAUAAAAUGUAUCAUGAACUUUUUCUAAAAUCCACCUUCAGUUAGGUUAACCUGUUGUUGCUCCUUCAUUUUUACAAAGACCUUUGCAAAAUGCUGAUUCUUAUCAGUGGACGUGAGUAGAAAAAGUAACUGGUAUUGGUCAUUAAAAAAUAAAAAAAUAUCCUCAGUCACAUCAAGGUGAUUCUCAGAUAUUUGCUGCAUUGCACAGAUAAAGAGUAUAACACCUGUGUUCAUCUACAGAGGGCACAGCACCUUUACCAAGAGACCAGUUUUGUAAAUUGCUGUAAUUUGGCAGAGUUUCAUAGGCUGAAUUUGAUGGAUAUGACAUCACUCUUCGGUCUAGUUGACAAAUACUGAAGAAGCUGCCAAAAAAAUUCUGUUUCAUUCCACUGAUAUUUACCAGCUAUUGUAUGAUGGGUUAUAUGUACCAAGAAUAUUUUUGCUGAUUCUGGACUUUUUUCCACACAUUUAGCUUAACUUUAAGUAUUUUCAGCUCAUUUCUAAUUUAUGUUGCAUAUUACUUCACUGGAUUUGUACAGUCUUAAAGGCUGAGGCUGCUGAUAUUCUAGAUUUUUGUUGUUGUUGUCAUCCAAUCCCAUGAAAAGACAAAAACCAGCAAUGUGUUAGUUCAUCAUUGAUUCUUGCAGAAGAUGCAAAAAGAAGAAGAAGAAAACACCUCCCAGAUGUAUAGUUUCAUUUUCAAAAAGAUGAACUACAACUGCUCACUGUGGUUUUUAUCAGAUGUUAAUCAACCAGGAGGAAAUGGUGCAUUUGUUUGGGACUAUUUUAGUGGCGGAUUAAUACACAUUCCCUCCAGUGAGUGAACAAGAGGGAUAAGAUAUAUCGGACAGUUCUUCUCUGUAGGAUCAGGUCAUUGUUGGUUUUGUUUUUUUUGUUUUUUUUUUGUGGGAUUUGUUGACAUUAAGAAAUGAUUAGAAUAUCAGCAGAUUCAUCAUUUAAACCUGCAGCUGUUUUCUCAUCAUACUUACAACAGCUUAAACCCUCUGUUAAUGUGCUCACUCAUGGCUGAAGUGAAACCACAUGAAGAGGAGCUUUUUAUUAUUCAACCGUCCAUUAGGCUCAUGUAUUUUUGAAUUGUUUUUGUGUUGCAUUUUCUUGGUUAAAUGAAGGCAUAGCUGGAGUCUCGUUUUCAGAUAGGAAGAUGCUCAAAUAAAGAGGCGGGGAGCACCACUGAUUUUCUCCCAAGAAAUAAAAUUGAUCAUCCUUGAUCCAUCCCCUUGAGAGUUCAGGGAUGGUGACAGUGAUCCUAAACCACCUAUUGGAAAGAUAAAGUCGUCACUGCAGUGGCUGAAAUACGAUGUUGUUCUUUUUUAAAAGGCACAGGUGAAUACAUGGAUGAAUGUUAAUUUGCCCGAAUAACAGACAUUCAGGCUGUGACAGAAUGAGACAUGAAAUUUGAUGACAAUUACAAGUGGAAACAACACAUGCCUUUCACGAUGACGAAAUUCUGUACAUCUGUUGUCCAAAUGGAAGGUAUGGAUUUAUACUGCUGCAACCAUUUAAUGAUUUUACUGCUCAAUCUCAAUAAAUGCUGAAACAGGG
Messenger RNA from Chelmon rostratus (copperband butterflyfish), 5143 nucleotides. It is a transcript of the gene cars1, whose product is annotated as cysteinyl-tRNA synthetase 1. The record is from RefSeq and is a predicted model, not a curated record. Gene Ontology annotation, molecular function: cysteine-tRNA ligase activity; ATP binding. Gene Ontology annotation, biological process: cysteinyl-tRNA aminoacylation. Gene Ontology annotation, cellular component: cytoplasm. Lineage: Eukaryota; Metazoa; Chordata; Actinopteri; Chaetodontiformes; Chaetodontidae.